Aedes albopictus (Asian tiger mosquito) is the source of this 4731-nucleotide messenger RNA. RefSeq lists its product as uncharacterized. Gene Ontology annotation, molecular function: nucleic acid binding. Lineage: Eukaryota; Metazoa; Arthropoda; Insecta; Diptera; Culicidae. The coding region runs from base 1 to 4731 and encodes 1576 amino acids. Gene Ontology annotation, biological process: DNA integration. The record is from RefSeq and is a predicted model, not a curated record. The transcript has 2 exons.
AUGAGAUGGAAGGCCUCGUAUACGAAACGACUGGUAAUUUCUUUCCCGAUUUCGGAUGCCAACUACAAGGAGGCGUGGGCGGCAUUGUCGAACUUCUACGACAAGAAGAAAUACACGGUUUUCUCUCUUGUCCGGGAAUUUGUCGAGCAGCCUGUCAUCACCAACGCUACUGCCGACAAUUUGCGCAAACUGGUCACUACUUCGGACGAGGUAGUUCGACAACUAAAUGCACUGGGAGAGGAGUACAACACACGGGACCCCUGGCUGAUCCACCUCCUGCUGGAGAAGCUAGAUAAGGACACCCGGUCCUUGUGGGCCCAAAGGAUUAUCGACGUGGAGAACCCAUCCUACGAAGAGUUCCUCAAGUUCUUGGACAAUCGGUGCGACGUCCUUGAAACCUGCACGGCGUUCAGCAGGAAGGUGACAACGGAUGGUCAACGGAAGGAUGCCGGGAAGAAGAUGCAAGCUGAGAAGAAGAUGCAGUCGCUGCAUGCGACUACAGUGAUACAAAAGUGCGCGAAAUGCUCCAGCGAGCAUCCGAUUCAUAUGUGCGAAGACUUUAAGAAAAUGGACUUACAGUGCAAACGUGAACUCGUACAAAAAGCGAAGUUGUGCUACAAUUGCCUUCGGCCUUCGCAUUCGGUGAAAAAUUGUGCCUCGAAGUCGGUGUGUCGCGUCGGCGGCUGUAAGCAGCGCCACCACACGCUGCUGUGCCCGAAGAUUGAAAACUCAAGUGAUCGGAAGGAAGAACGUAGUGAUGACCUGAAACAGCCAACGCAACCGUCACGAGAUCCUGUUGAUGUUGUUAGUUCGCUGGUGGUUCAGGUUCCGAAGCCACUGAAUGAAACGUUCGUGCUGCCGACGGCGCUCAUCAACGUGAAGGCUGUGGACGGAGGGUUUCUGAAGUGUCGUGCGUUGAUCGAUUCUGGCUCUGGCGCUUCGCUCAUCACUGAGGCCUGCGUGAACAAGCUUGGCAUUCCGCGUACUAAUGGGAAGGUAGUGGUUUCCGGACUGGCGCAACAGUCUGCCGGGACAACCCGUGGAAUCGUAAAGCUAGUGAUUGCAAAUCGGUGUAACGAGACCGUGAUUCUGCGAACCAGCGCGUUCGUGAUGGGCAAACUAACGUCGACACUUCCUGCGCAGUUGGUGAAGCCCAAUUCGAAGCUACUACAAAAGGAGAUCCAGGAUGCCCUGGCGGAUCCGGCGUACAACCAGCCGGCACCUGUUGAUAUCAUUUUAGGUGCGGAUGUCUUUCUUGCCAUUCUCCAACCGGGGCAAGUCAAGGACGAAUUCGAGAACCCAGUCGCCCAGAACACGAUUUUCGGCUGGAUCGUAUGUGGCAACCAAUCGAUCUACACAGCAGGGGUUCCCAGCAAUGUUUCCAUCAUCAACCUCCACACCGAGGUGGAUGUCAACCGUACUUUGCGCCAGUUCUGGGAACAAGAAGAAGUGCCGAAAUCGCAGCAGCUCGCACCAGAGGAGCAGGCUGCCGUGGAAUGUUUCCGGUCCACAACCACACGCGACGAUUCAGGACGCUUCAUCGUUCGGUUGCCUUUCGACGAAUCGAAGCCUGCGCUGGGCGAAUCCCUCACGCCAGCCAUCAAACGUUUGAGGGCCAUGGAGAAACGCUUCGAACGCGAUCCUGUUUUUCAUCGGCAGUACUGUGAUUUCGUCGAAGAGUAUCUCGCUCUGGGACACAUGGAGGAGGUACCUGCGAAUAACCUGAGCAUGGAAGCUGACAAAUGCUUCUACUUACCCCACCAUGCGGUAAUGAAGGCGGACAGCUCAACCACCAAACUACGCGUGGUUUUUGACGCCUCGAGCUCAUCAGGAUCAGACAUCUCUCUCAACGAUCGGCUGUUGGCGGGGCCGAACAUAAAUCAGGAUCUAUUUGACGUCCAUCUGCGGUUCCGCUCGAACGAAAUCGCAUUCGCUGCGGAUGCGGAAAAGAUGUUCCGCCAAGUGUGGGUCCAUCCACAGGACAGAGACUUCCAACGGGUUGUAUGGCGUAGCGACCCUGGCGAACCCAUCAAGCACUUCCGUCUAUGUACCGUUACUUACGGAACGAAGCCGGCACCGUAUCUGGCUAUCGAGUCCAUGCGAGAGGCAGCAAGAAACUACGAAACGGUGUACCCUGAAGCUGCCCAACGAAUAGUUCUGGAUAUGUACGUCGACGACUUCAUGUCCGGGGCGAAGAAUAUCGACGAGGCGAGACAGAUGAAAGUUCAAGUGUGCGAGAUCCUGCGCUCUGCGGGAUUCAAUCUACGAAAGUGGACGACUAAUCGACCUGAACUUCUGAGCGACAACGAGUACACGGAGCAGGUUCCAGUGGAGAUAAAGCUUGCGGAACAACCGGAGGCAGUGAAAGCGCUUGGCAUCCAGUGGCUACCUAAGGACGACGUGUUUUCUUUCAAGGUGAGCCUAUCAGUAGACAGCGUCAACACUAAACGACAACUGCUCUCGGAUUCAUCGAGGCUUUUCGAUCCGUACGGGUGGUUGUCUCCGGUUAUGGUGAAGAUCAAGAUCUUGUUUCAACAACUGUGGCUGAGUGACGUUUCCUGGGAUGAUCCUUUGCCUGCUUCAGUCGAGGUACCAUGGAAGGACAUCAAGGAAGGCCUCCACCUCUUGGAACAGAUUCGCGUACCACGCUACAUGGUGAGUUUCGGUGGAAAGGUGCAAUUACACGGGUUUUCAGAUGCAUCCGAAAUGGCCUACGGUGCGGUGAUCUACAGUCGUGCAAGGGACGACGCUGGUAACAUUUUCGUGAACCUCGUGGCUGCCAAGACAAGAGUGGCACCAAUCAAGCAAGUCUCGCUGCCGCGCUUGGAGCUGAGCGCUGCUGCUCUGUUGGCAGAACUAAUGCAGCGGGUCACUCAAGCACUCUCUCAUCUCACUGUGGAACACUGGGCAUGGACAGACAACACAAUCGUGCUCCAGUGGCUGUCAUCACAUCCUCGCAGGUGGAAGACGUACGUAGCUAAUCGUACUUCCGCCAUUCUCGACUUUCUACCCCGUGAGCGGUGGAAUCAUGUAAGUAGCCAGGACAACCCAGCAGAUUGCGCUUCUAGAGGACUUUCGCCGGGUGAAUUCGUUUCGUUUGACCUCUGGUUCCUCGGACCGGAGUGGCUACGCCAGGAUGAAGAAUUUUGGAACGCUGAACCCUAUGAACCAAUCGUCGAUGAAGAUAGUCUCGAAGAAAGGAAGCUCAAGGCCCUACACUCCUUGCCAAUAUCUUGCCGAAGCAGCUAUGCGGUCGAGCUGGAACUUCUACAUCGACGCUCAAGCUACAGAUUGGUGGUACGCGCGCUGGCAUACGUGAACCGUUUCCUACAAGCAGCGCGGGGCGUUCAACAUGAGCCAACAUUGACACCGAUUGAAAUCGACUCAGCAAGAUUGCAGCUGGCGAGAGCUGCACAAUUCGACGUGUUCAAGCAAGAAAUGGAGAUACUCGCCAAGGCAGGGGAGUUGCCGAUCAAGAAUCGAUUGUCUUCACUACAUCCAUUUUUGGACGACAAUGGAACAAUGCGAGUGGGAGGUCGCCUACAGAACUCGCCAUACUCGUUCAAUGUGAAACAUCCCGUUAUACUCCCACGUGAUCAUUGGUUGACGGAAUUGCUACUGAGAGACCUUCAUCUGCAGAACCUGCACGCGGGUCCAACGCUACUGACAGCUACGGUGAACCAACAGUACUGGGUUGUUGGGUUGCAAACGGCAAUUCGGCGAACAGUUCGCAGUUGCAUUCGAUGUGUGAGACUGAAGGGGCAGACCGCCAAUCAGCUCAUGGGUAGUCUACCUGUAUCCCGGGUGAUGGCUACGCGUGCGUUCACCCACGUCGGCGUUGAUUAUGCCGGCCCAUUCAAGAUCCAUGCAUUGUGCGUCAGGGGAGUCAAGACAUCCAAGGGUUACCUGGCGGUUUUUGUAUGCAUGGCCACCAAGGCGGUGCACCUAGAGGCUGCCAGUGACCUCUCAAGCAGCGCCUUCAUCGCCGCGCUCAAGCGGUUCAUCGGAAGGCGUGGAUAUCCCAACGAAAUUUGGUCGGACAACGGGACCAAUUUUGUUGGUGCCGACAAUUGGCUCCAGGAUCUUCAACGUUCGUUCAGGAACAACAGCCGGGCGGUGGAUCACUUCCUCACCAACCAAGGCAUCAAGUGGAUAUUUAAUCCUCCUUCGGCGCCACACCGAGGCGGGAUUUGGGAGGCAGCCGUAAAAAGCGCCAAGAAGCACAUCCUCGCGGUCGUUGGAUCCGAACCGCUCACUUUUGAAGAGUUUACGACGGUUUUGUCCCAAGUGGAGGCUUGCCUCAAUUCUAGGCCGGUCUGCGCGCUCUCCAGCAACCCUGACAGUUACGAGGCCUUGACACCGGGGCAUUUUUUGGUGGGACAGCCCUUGAACCUCAUCCCAGAACCAGGACUCCAGCAUAUCCCAGUCAAUCGGCUGGACAGAUGGCAGGCGCUACAGAAACACACCGAAGAAAUUUGGAGACGCUGGCGUGAAGAGUAUGUGGCCACACUGCAGCCACGUACGAAGUGGCGAACUACAGAGGAGAAUGUGAAGGAGAACCAACUAGUGUUGGUCAAAAACGAAAACGUCCCGCCGGCUCAAUGGGAGUUGGCUCGCAUUGUGAAGCUGCAUCCGGAUCCAUCGGGAAUCGUCAGAACUGUGACAUUGCGACGGGGCCAAACUGAGUACCAACGCCCUGUUCAGAAGGUUUGCGUCUUGCUAUCGGAUUGA